Messenger RNA from Mercenaria mercenaria, 1377 nucleotides. RefSeq lists its product as uncharacterized. The transcript is spliced from 3 exons. Bases 343 to 1131 code for a protein of 262 amino acids. Lineage: Eukaryota; Metazoa; Mollusca; Bivalvia; Venerida; Veneridae. The record is from RefSeq and is a predicted model, not a curated record.
ACAGGAUAUUGUGCAGUCAUUAUUAUCAGAUAAUUUCAUUCAUCAAUAAAAUUUGAAAUACAUACGACUGUAAGACUGAAUAAGGACAAGAAGACAGAAAAGGGCAGUGAAAAAAGGAAAACAUGUUAGUCACAUUCACUUCUAUAAGAACUUGGUAUUGAUCUGAAUAUCACAGUAAGAGGAAAAACAACAGAUAAUUUUGAAAUAAUAUAAUAAAACUUAACAUUAACUUCAUCCGAAGAAGAAAAAACAUCAGGUGACAUAUCAAAAAUAACAAAAAUAAAGGAACUUUUAAGAAUUGAAAAAGAUAAUUUAAGGAACACAACUGUUCUAAAGCAAGCCAUGACUUUAACAACUGCGGAUGCGGAUGUUGACAGGUAUAUCAAGGAAAGUUGCAGAAGCUUUAAAGAAUGCGAGGUGAAGAAUACGGCAAGGAGGAACUCCUUACUCAAGAAAACUCUUGGGAUCGAAUCCGAGCGGAGGAUAGCUAGUGCCAAAUUGUCCAGAGAGGAAAGGCAGUUGAGAGAACAACUUAAACAGAUGAACAUUGAGAAAGCGAAGAACCACAUAGUCCACAAUUUAAGAGACAGUAAGAAAAAGAAGAAGGUUCCAAAGAUACCUGAAGAGCAUGCGCUUCCUAUAGAGCCAUAUCCGGUUACAUUCAGAGCACACACACCAUCCCCAGUGGAUCUUGACAAACAGUUGGAGAGUGCCGGUAAAAGAUAUGUUGGGUCCAGAAGACGGAGACAGUCGAAAGAGUUCGAAGAUUUGUCCCUAGACACCGAGUCUGGGUCCUUGUCACAUAUUGAAGAGCACGCACACGAAAACAUUGGAAUAAGACCGCGUGUGUAUUCCAUGUCAUAUGCUCAAAAGAUUAUGUCGGAACACCAUAAUUCACCAAGAGUGUCACCAGAUUUAAGGCGUAAACUUCUCAGCAGGAAAAGUGGAAGGGGAGGUCAUUCAAGUAGCUCUUCAAAAGAAAGUUUGAAUGAUAGCACUGAAAGAAUUACCUCCCUUGAAGACUUACAUUGGAUCGGAAAUCCGGAAGCAAUUCACUCAGUCAGACGACCGCGAAAAAAAGCAGACGAACUAGAAUUAGAGUCAGAAAUACAUAAACUGACAAUAAAAUGACGUCAAAAUUUUUAAGAAGUGGAAGCUGGUGAAAUAUGUAUAUAUUUAUAUACAGAUAUGAUGUGCCAACAAUACCAUAACAGUUUAUGACCUGAUUUGACACAUUGCAGUAUACAUAAAAUAAUUUACAAUCUUACGUUACUUUUUAUUUCAAAUAUAUAAAAAAGAUGUUCAGUCGAUGUUUAGUAUCUGAUUAAAUGACAGUUGUUAUAUAUGUACAUAACAUUAAUUAUAAUUUUAACUGCG